CCCGUAACCUACGCCUCUCUGAAGGGUAUUCAAACACAGUGGCUCCACAACCUUCAUCUGAGGUAUGGACCAGUCGUACGCGUCGCUCCUAAUGAGCUGAGCUUCAUCGACGAACAAGCCUGGAAGGAUAUAUAUAGCAGUUCACCCACGGUGCCACAAGGUAUGAAGAGAGGGUCUGAUUUCUUCAGAUAUCUUGAAGAUGAUGACAAUCGGCCCUCUAUCUUAGCAGCCGAUGACAUAGAUCAUCCAAGAAUUCGGCGAGCCUACGCGCCAGCAUUUUCACGGCGAGCCUUAGCCCGCCAGGAACCAAUCCUAGCCAAGUAUGGUGACGCUCUCGUUGAAACCCUUUCCGGCAUG
This is a messenger RNA of Aspergillus eucalypticola CBS 122712, 357 nucleotides long. RefSeq lists its product as uncharacterized. Gene Ontology annotation, molecular function: oxidoreductase activity, acting on paired donors, with incorporation or reduction of molecular oxygen; iron ion binding; heme binding. The annotation marks the transcript as partial. Lineage: Eukaryota; Fungi; Ascomycota; Eurotiomycetes; Eurotiales; Aspergillaceae. The transcript has a single exon. The record is from RefSeq and is a predicted model, not a curated record.